This is a messenger RNA of Knipowitschia caucasica, 1770 nucleotides long. The record is from the annotation of a GenBank genome assembly. Lineage: Eukaryota; Metazoa; Chordata; Actinopteri; Gobiiformes; Gobiidae.
AUGACUGAGAUAUUUGGACAAGAUCAGUUUGUGGAUACAUUUAUGGAGCUCCAGAAAGCCCAAUUGAAUGAAAAUGUGUCAAAACUUAGAUUAAAGGACUCACAGAACCAUGCUGGAGAAAUGGAAAACAUGUUGCAUCUUCUUGAGGAAGUUCAAGUUGCAAAAAUGUGUGGAGAUCGGAGGUUGGAAAAAACUCAAGAGAAAGUUUUUAUACUUAACAAGAAAAUUAAACGUCUGGAAAAGAUGUUACAGCAGCACCAUGCAUGUCCCCUUUUUGCUCUGGGGGGUCAUUGCAAGUGCUACUACAGUAAGGAAAGCAAUGAUGAAACUGGGAGGCUGCGUCAUCCACCUGCUCCAAAUGAAUUGAAUAAGGAGUCCCAACAACAAAGUAUCAAUAAAUUGUCUAAACAUGUUGUUGAUCAAGAGUGUAUUGACAUGAGAAACCAAGAAUGUGUUGACCAGGAGAUGGCAGUGUUGUCUUCCAAACUCAGCUUCUCUUCUAGCAAUACCAUGAGUUUCCUGGCUGAUCUUCAGCUAUUGAAAAAACUUGUGGAUCAACAAAAACUACACAAUGGUCAGAUCACUGAACUCAGCAAAGCUCAGUCAAGCCAUGAAAAGAAGUUUAGUUUUCUGGAGGAACACAUUAUUUGCCUUCAGACCCAACUUUGGAAUGCUCAGGAAGAAAGGACAAAGUGGGUACAGCAGACGCACAAGCCUAAAGAAUAUAAGGUGUGUUGUGAGGAUCUGUUUAGACACCAAAAGGAGGUGAAUAUACUAAAAGAACGACUUGAAGUAGCACUAAAGCAGCUUCAUACAACUGAGAAGGAGGAACUACAUCUUCAGGCUUCAGUAGAACAGAAAACAUGGGAAGAAAAGACAUCUCAAGAACUUUCAGAAAAUAAAAAGUACUCAAUGAUUGAGGCUAAGAAUCGGAGCCAAAAGCUGUAUAAUGUUAUACAUGAUCUGAAAAUUAAACUGCUAGAACAUGUAAAAAUGAAUGAGGAGCUAAGCUCACAGCUAAACCAGCUCAAAACGGACAUAUUGCACCUCAAGGCUGAAUUGGACCGAUACAAGAGAAAAUUGGCUGCUGUUGAACAAGAUAAGUUCGAACUACAGGCCUCUGAGGCUCAGCACAAGCGUUAUGUCCAGGAGGAGAUUCUGGCAAAACGGCACCUGAAGGUUAAGCUAGAAAAGCAACAGAUGGCAUUACUCAGCCUUACUGAGGAACAUAAGGAGCUGCAACUGCUCUACAGCUGUAUGAACAAGGAGAAGGAGGGUGUGGUCCUAAAGCUCCAGAGCCAUCUGAAAAAUGUCCAGAUAGAACUGGACCAGGCCAAGAGCACUUUGAGGACACUUGAACAGGAAGACAAUCACGGAACUCAAUUGGACAAAGAAAUCACUACUAGAAGGCAGAUUGACUGUCUUCAAAGGAUCAAGAACCUGGAGGAAAGGAAGAAGACACUUUGUCAGGAGGACACUCCCUUCUCAGAUUUGGAAUCUCUAUUGUUUAAAGAGCCGCAUGAAAUAACGUCUCCCCAACCACUCAAGAUCAUCGCUCCCAACAUCUGGGGGAGGUCGGCUCCAAAGAGGGUGCAAAGUGCAGCAUUAUGUCAUCAUCUCAAGACCUCGAAGCUGAAGGAAACAGUUCACAACAUUGUAUUCCAUGAGGAGCCUUUCACAUUGACUCCUUUAGCUCCUGCGACGAGUCCGCAGCUGCUCGGCCGAAGGUCACCUGUCCACUCUCUGCUCACCUCUGACCCACACGGUUAA